UUUUUGAGAAUCACCGUUGGUGAGUACCACUGAUCUCAAAAACACUUUUUUAGAUCAUUGAAGAUGGAAAUCCGCACACGUCCAGUCAGUGACGUCAUAAGUACACCUCAAGAGCAAGAGAAGAAAAUAUUUCGUGCAGAGUAACAUAGAGAAGUUCCUCGUUUACCCACGAGGAGAUACAAUGGCGGUUCAGUAGGGAAAGAAAUUGCCGCAGCAUUAUUAUGGAUGGUGACUUUGUUACAGCAACGGGAGAUAUUUUUGGAAAGAGGAGAAAAAGAAGGCAUGGUGAAGUAGGCCGUUCAGGAGAGGAUGUUAAAAAGAUAGAAAAUGAGUCACAUAAAAAGGGUUUAAACUUUAUUAGUGGUAGCACCGCUUCUGCUCCCGCAAUGUCUCAGGUUUUUAGGGGGGUUAAUGUGGCAGAGUUUAUUGAGGCUCGUGCCUUAGAAGUUUCAAAUACUGUUAAAGCUUUAAGAGAAGCUGAAAGUAUGGAAGGAAAACGAGUUUUUCAGAGUUUGCCAAGGCAUAUGCGACGAAGAGCUGCCAGCUACGACAUCAGAAGAAUUCCGAGAAACCAAAGAAAAAUGGCUGCGAAAGAGGAUGAAAAAAACCCAAUCAAAAGAUCCAAGAUGCCCAGUAGAAAAUACAGAAGAAGACCAAAGAUACUACUUGAUGAGUAUAAUAGAAGAAAAAGAAAGACAGCUUGGUUGGAAACUCAUAUUUGGCAUGCCAAAAGAUUCAAAAUGGUUGAAAAAUGGGGUUACAAAAUGGCAGAGCACCCAAACGAUAAGGGCCUAAGAUCAGCAUUCAGGGCAAGUGCAAAUGGCUGCUUGAUGCAGGAUUUAUCAUUUUAUGGAUGUAUUGAAAUUAUUGGAUUGGAGGAACACAUUAUUGAUGCUUUUAGCCAUCUGACAAACAAAAAUAACCGUCUUGGUAUGAUUCAAAAGAAGAGUCUGUCUGGAGAAAGAGCUUCAGAUGUUAUUCUUUAUAAAUAUAACUGCUACCCGCACAAAGCCAUUGGUCCAGUCAAAGUAAUCUGGAAACCAACUUUGUUACAAGACCAUACCUCUCCUAGCUGUGUGAAUAAUGUUAGUAAAACUCAAAAAGAACCUGAAUCACAGGCACUCACAAGGAACCUAUGGAUCUGGUGCCAUCCAUCUUUCCAUGAUGAAGCUGUUGAAGCUAUAAAAGAAUCAUUCACAAAGGCGGAUAUUGGCAAGAAAGAAGCAAUGGAUGUUGAAACUGGGGAGCAUCCUGUGGAAGUUUUGAAUGCAUUUGAAUCCAAACAAGACAUUAAGGAUGAUAAGAUUGAACAAAAUGAUAAUUUAGGAGACAGUAAUGACCAAAAACCAACCAUAUUUUCAGAAACAUUCAAUGUAAAUGGGAGGAUCACAAUCAAAUCAAUGAAACUAGACUUUGUAUAUAUCAGACUUACAGGGCCACUGUCUCACAAGAUCCUAGUUGACUCUUUGCAGUUGCAUUGUAAUGCAGACUAUAACAAUGAACAUUGGUGGGGUGAAUUUUACAAAUCAGAAAACAGGAAUUGCAACUUGAGUGAAACUUCAGAAGCUUGGGAAGUUCUAAAGCAUGUGACGCAUCCAGCUGAGCUUCCUCCUAAUGUUGUGGUUGCUUUGACGACCAUUGACCCUAGAAUGAACCUGCCAAUAAAGAAGACUUGGUCAGGCAGAGAAUCAGUUGUGAAAGACGUGCCAGGUGAAUUCAUUGAAAAGAAAAAAGACCUCCUAACCAACUGGUCAAGUAGAUUGUGUCAUUCUCCAAUCUGGGAUGAAAAUGUCAGGAAAGAAGUGAAGGGAACGAAAAUUACUGAAGCUGAAUUAAACAGCCUGAGAUCUGCAAAACUUGAUGUUGGUGAACAUCUUGAAGUUGAUGAAGACACAUCAAGAAUACCGGUUUUGUUAAUACAAAGGCCUGGAGGUACUGCUGCAUUGGAUGCACCCUCCCAUUUUGGCUGUGGCUGGGAUGUUAUUGUUCCAAGCGGAUGGGGUAUGGCAUUCUGGGUUAGCCUCAUAUAUAGAGGUGCCCAUGCCUGUGGUCUGAGAGAGGAAAGAAGCAUCGCUCUUGAGAGCAAGGGAUUGUAUUUCCCUAAAGAAUAUCCGGACACUGUCGCCGGGGAAAAAUAUAUAGAGUCCGACAGGAAAUGCAAUGAAGAAUCGUAUAACAGGCAUCCAGCAGGUAAAAGACCUAACUUUGAGAAGCUUGGCGUCAGCAGUCCUUUUGCCCCUGACUGGCAGAAGCUUGUGAAAGAGUGGCAGAGAAAUUUAAAUGCGGUGUUGGAAUAUUUAGGAAAGGCAUCGAAAAAUGGUGAUGGGAUGAUGGAAGGAAUGCCGAGUCAGUCUAAAGAACAAGGUGCUUAUGCUGAGGCAGAGGGAUUGAUAUCUGGUUUGCAGAUUGCAGACGAUGUACACAGUUUUUAUGUCUUGCGGGAUAUUGCUACUCUGCGGAGACUUGGCGAAUUGUUAGGCCAUUGCACUAAGAAGAGAGGAAAGCAUGUCGUUGAUGAAUCACAGAGAAACAGCGAGGUUUUGGCCCAAAAGGAGGCUCUACUUCGACAUCUAUUAAGCAUACCACAAAAUCCACUGAUUGCGAUCUCACUUGAGUGCAUCGGUAAAGGCGAGGCUACUAACAACGCUAUGAUCUGCAUACCAAGUUCAGAUGAUUUCGAAAAACUGCAGAUGGAAAAGAAGUAUAAUGGACCUCUGGAGCCACUUCACAAAGGACCAAAAAACUUGUUUACUACAAUUGCACAUGAAUUUGGAGUUACAGUGUCCCAAGCUACGUAUACUGGCCAAUGUACCAGAUGGAUAGCUGGAUAUGUGACAACUGGGAGGUAUUCGUUAAGAAGUGGCAAGAGUGCUGGUGUAGGUUUCGUUAGUGCUGCAAGUCUUGCUGCUUGCAUUGCAGUGCAAAAAUCAUUAGUGAAUGGCUGCAUCGUCCUCGUUAGGAACAUCACAUCACAGCAAUAUAGAUUUGCAAAAAUAAACAUAAUUGCAUGAAUCUCUUGUAGCUCUUUUUGUAUUUUUUAUAUUUUCAACCUAUCAUCCUAUUUUGUGUUAUUUUUGAUAGUAAGAUCUUGUGUGGUUUGCGAUUUAUUGAG
Molecule: messenger RNA, 3112 nt
Organism: Rhopilema esculentum
Lineage: Eukaryota; Metazoa; Cnidaria; Scyphozoa; Rhizostomeae; Rhizostomatidae
Product: ribonucleases P/MRP protein subunit POP1
Biological process (GO): tRNA 5'-leader removal
Cellular component (GO): ribonuclease MRP complex; nucleolar ribonuclease P complex
Source: RefSeq, a predicted model, not a curated record